AUUUCAGUAAGGGAAGGAGGGAGGAGGUGGAGCUGACCAAUGCAGAAGCAUUGUGGGAGAUGUAGUUUUAUUUUCUCGGUACCUACAAGGCCCAGGACGGCAGCAGUUGUGUGCCUGAUGCAGCAAUAAGCCAAGAAAGACUGUAAUGCAGGAGUGUGCUGCCUUUUUGAGUGAUGGACGUGUUUGGCAAUUUGAGAAACUGGUCUGGGCACCGAUGCAAAGUGGCUGGCCGGAGAGAAGUAGCAAAGAGCAAGUACUCUGAACAAGGAAGAGGUGAGGAACUGAAGCUGAAAGACAGUUGUCUUUCCCAGAGGCCAUGUGGUGAAUCCUCAGCUCAGCCGGGUCCUGAAAAGAAAAACUCUUUCAGCUUUUAGGCUGGAUUUCCUCUUCACAAACUGCCUCUGAGAAUAACCCACCUCUGCUGGUGUAGAAGACUAUCCCAUCCCUGGAUGAACUGGCUGGGCCAGUAAUGGCAAAUACAGAACUGGGCAGUGAGAAGGCGCCUGCUCCGGGAGAAGGGGAAGAAAACCAGAAACAGGGACUGCCCAGUGGUGAACAAAAUAGUCAAGAUGCAUUUGCUGGGAGUAGAGAAAAGGAGAGUGGGGCCAAGGUGAGGGGAGAGGACCUGAAGGAGAACCUGCCUCCACCCAAGCAACCAAGGCCGGCCAGUAGGGGUGCCUCUUGGGCCUGUCCAGAUGGCACAUUCGUCAAGCUGGUUCUGCAGAGUGGCACAGGGUUAGAUAAGCCUAAAGAAGGCUCCUUCUGUCAGGUCUUCAUUGAGGCUGAUCCUGGAGGACCCUUGAGUUACCCGGCCCACAGGUGGGCUGAGGUGGAGCUGGGCGGGGGUGAUGGCGAGUGGGAUGGGGUCAUAGACUGUUGCCUGGAGACGAUGCUUGCUGGGGAGCAGGCAGAAAUCCAGCUGACCGGAGGAGGCAGGAUGACUGUCCAGCUGGCAAGCUUCACAGAAGCCAAAGACUCCUGGGAAAUGAACGCCAGUGAGAAAUGGGACCUGGUUCUUGGCAACAAAGAGCGUGGCAGCGAGCUGUAUCGGGCAGGGGACAUUGGUGCUGCAGCGCGGCGCUAUGCCAAGGCCUUGCGCCUGCUUGUGGUGGCUGCCCCUCCCCCAGACUACGACCAAAUUAAAGCCGAGCUCCACGCCAACCUAGCUGCCUGUCAGCUCAGGCUGCGCCAGCCAGCCAACGCUGCUUGCAACUGCACCAAGACGCUGGCGCUCCAGCCAGCCAACACCAAGGCCCUAUUUCGACGGGGCUUAGCUUGCGAUGCCAUGAACGACCUGGAGGGGGCAGCCCAAGAUCUGAAGGGGGUGUUGCAGGUGGAGCCGGGGAACCGAGCUGCACGGCGGGAACUGGAAAGGGUGACUGAGCGGAUAAGGGCUCGAGAUGCCAAACUGGCCCGGGCCAUGCAGAAAAUGUUUGCCUGAAUAAAAAAACUAAGCAGU
Molecule: messenger RNA, 1459 nt
Organism: Varanus komodoensis (Komodo dragon)
Lineage: Eukaryota; Metazoa; Chordata; Lepidosauria; Squamata; Varanidae
Gene: FKBPL
Product: FKBP prolyl isomerase like
Exons: 3
Coding region: 470-1441 (323 amino acids)
Molecular function (GO): protein binding
Source: RefSeq, a predicted model, not a curated record